This is a messenger RNA of Adineta ricciae, 1158 nucleotides long. NCBI's taxonomy places the organism in Eukaryota, Metazoa, Rotifera, Eurotatoria, Adinetida, Adinetidae. The record is from the annotation of a GenBank genome assembly.
AUGCCUUUUGAAUUAAAAAUAAUUAUUUAUGGUGAUUGGGCGAGUAUUGAAAAGCAUGAAUGGAACCUACCGUUACCUGUUAAAUUCGCCUCUUCUUGGACAAAACUCCAAGAAUUUAUCGAUGGUCAGCCAGAAAGCGUGUCCUACUUUCUAAUAUUGCUUUCCUUAUCCGGUGAAACUUUUGAAGCAGUACUGAGUCGAAUACUAUGUCUAAAAAAUAUAGUUCGGACGUUCGUGUAUGAUAACAAAUACCACCAAUAUCUAAUCAAUCAGCGCGACAUAUACCAACUUCCCAGACGUCGUGUCACAUAUUCAACAACAUGGCACGCUAUAUGUACUUUUGAAUCUCAAUCUGAGCAGUCCCUUCCAACUGAUCUCAAUCGCGUCGUAGCCGUUACCGAGCAAAAUGUUUAUAGUUUGAAAAGAUGGCUGCAGACAAAUGAUAAAGUCGAAGCUUGUGAUGUACUGAUCAUUCCGGUUCAUUCAACUCAAGCUAAUCUUCUAGAUUUUCAACAAAAAAUGAUCGAAUUUUGGAUAACUUUUGGAGCCGGUUUCGAACUGAGAGUUUGUACACUCUCAGAUUAUAUCUGUUCAGAUAAUUAUUCUAACAAAAUGUCAGAGAAAGAGAAAGUGUUCGUCGAUGAACAGAAUAAGAAGAUUUGCCACCUUCUAAAAAAAAAUCUAGCACCUAUACGAAUAUACCUCGUUGCAAACGAAGAAAAUAUCUCCGAUCAAUGGAGUGAAUACAUGAUCAGUCAAGAAUCUAUAAAUCAUGAUCAAUACUCUUUACCAUAUGAUGAUCGUUGUACCUGUUAUGAACAUGAACCUGUCACUGAUACAAACCUACAACGAUUAAAAGCAUCUAACAGCGCUUUGAAAAACUUGACAAGGCCAAUGUUACGACGUGUGGAUGGUCUCACGGAUAAUGGUUUAGAAUGCGCCCGAUUCCUCGAUGCACUGGAUAGUGGUUCCAUUACUAUGAAACAACGAGAGAUGGUUGCUAACAUUGAAUUAAGCGAAUGGUCAAUAUAUCGUUAUAAUACAACUACGAUGUAUAGUAGUGAACUUCGCAACGUUGUUCAACCUGAAGAUCAUCGUCCUAGUUUAGUAAAUCCUACUGGUGAUAUAAAUAGUGCGAUUUUAGAGAAUGAUCACUAA